AUGAACCGGGGAUUCUUCAUCAUCAAGUUGUUAACACGGGAAGACAAAGAAAAUUUUUAUCGUGAGGGUAACAAGGAUCCAUGGAUUGUGAACGAGCAACCUUUACGUCUGAUCGAAUGGUAUCCAUGGUUCGAUGCUGAUAAACAAUGUACCUCUCACUCUACCGUCUGGGUCAAGUUUCCAGGUCUUCCGGUUGAAAUGUGGGUGGAGAAGACGCUGUUAGCUUUGGGCAAAUCUCUUGGAACUCCUAUUGUGGUUGAUAAGCGAACCCUAAACCAUAAGUAUGGGCAUUACGCCUCAGUCCUGAUCGAUAUUGAUUUUGCAAAGCUUAAUACAGAUUAUGUUUAUGUUGAAGCUGGUGGGCGAAAUUUUUUGCAACCAUUUAAAAUCUUGAAAAGGCCGAAAUAUUGUUCCAAGUGCAAAAUAGUUGGUCACCUAGACUCAGAGUGCAGAAAGAAGCAUGUUACUGCAGUUAAUACGCCACCCGCUAUUGCUAGUACGUCGCAGCAAUCUAAUGCUCUUUUUAUCCACCAGGGUGACACUAAUACAGCAUGGCAAGUUGCAGGUCAAAAGAAGAAUGGUAAAAAAAAUCGAAAGGGAACAGUUGAUUAA
Molecule: messenger RNA, 612 nt
Organism: Papaver somniferum (opium poppy)
Lineage: Eukaryota; Viridiplantae; Streptophyta; Magnoliopsida; Ranunculales; Papaveraceae
Exons: 1
Coding region: 1-612 (203 amino acids)
Source: RefSeq, a predicted model, not a curated record